Messenger RNA from Salpingoeca rosetta, 2653 nucleotides. RefSeq lists its product as uncharacterized. NCBI's taxonomy places the organism in Eukaryota, Choanoflagellata, Craspedida, Salpingoecidae. Gene Ontology annotation, molecular function: protein binding. The transcript has a single exon. The coding region runs from base 1 to 2211 and encodes 736 amino acids. The record is from RefSeq and is a predicted model, not a curated record.
AUGCAUCCUUUGCACCACGCUGGUUGUGGUCCUGCCGCGUGGGUGCGGUGGUGGCGGUGCAGCAGUGCUGGUCGGUUGCGCUGUGCAAUCUCACCAGCAGUGACUGCGAGGCCAGGGUCAACCUCUUCAACUCCGAGCCAGGGUGGCAGGAAUGGCACCACCAACGCCACAACCACGAUCACCAACAACAGCGCCCAUGACACGGAACCCUCGAUUCUGCACCAGAUUCGAGAUGCUGCAGAACAACAGUGCGCAGUUGCCAUGGACAGCGCGUACCAGCCGUUGCUCGGAUGCAGUGACUAUCCACCAGACAUACUCCAGGAGGCCGAUCGGAUGUAUUGCGCAUUCAAGGCCAAGUGUGCUGAUGCUGAAGCCGUGCACGCAGUACUUUCGCAUCGUGAGCAGCAGCAGCAACAACAACAACAACAACAGCAGCAGCAGCAGCAACAACAACAACAGCAGCAUCAUCGAACCACCACCAAGAGUCGCGCGUACAACCACAUCCCAAGGUUGCGCGAGUGCCUGAUUUGGGCGCUUGCUCUCUCGGGAAGGCGGCACGAAGCGCUGACACAAGCGCGGUUGCUUGGCGUGAGAACGGGCAGCAAACCCACCGCCACGACCGCCAACAACGAUGAUAGCAACAACGACAACGUCGCUGCCUCAACUUCCCGCACUUCAGCUGCCAGCCACCGCAUGUCCGUGGAUGGAUACAACGCGCUCGUGUUUGCAACUGCCCGCUUCGGCAAAGACCCAAGGUGGUGGGUUCGUUCAAUGAGCGCCGUAGGCCUGAAGCCUGAUGCAGACACGUCCAUCGCGGUGCUGUGCCGCUUGGUGGCGUUCGGCCAAACAAAAGACCUGUGCAAGAGGCUGUCGCCCGUGCUGCUUGAACUCAGGGAGGCAGAAGCAGCAGCGCACACAGCGUUGGCAGCACCAACGGCGAUCCCAGCUGUGCGGAAAGCCUCCUGCGUCGCGGACCACGUGGUGCCAUUGCUGCACUGCUGCUAUGACCUGCGCGACGCACAACAAGCACGGGCGAUCGACACCUUGCUGCGCGUGCGGCUUGGACUCUCGCACACGUUUCUAUCGGCACAGGCCACGCUUCGCGUUUUCGGCGUGUGUGGGCAGAUUGCAGACGCAGAGCAGCUGAUGCAGCACUUGCAGAGCACACCGGCAUGGCACGACACGUUCAGCACGGCGCAGAAGCAGGCGUUGCAUGAGGAGCGGCUGCGUGCCAAGUGCGUGAUGGGCUUCCCUCUGGAUGCCGAGCAGGACUUGGUGGCCGUGCUGUCAGAAGGCAUUCCUGUCACGCAGCGCAUGCUCCGGUUCAUCGCUGCGGGCUACACGGCGUGCCGGGAUGUGGAUGGCGUCAAAUCCGUGUUCCGGCGCGUGGCGCGCGACAUGGACCGCGUGCCGGUCGAGGACGAGACAGUCAACCAGAUGAUGACGAGCUUUGCCGUGCUGCGCCAGCCGGACGACUGCGAGAACAUCCUGCAGGCCAUGACGGAGCACGGAUUUGUGCCAACGCACGAGACAUACGGCCUGUUGCUGGAGGCGCACGCGCGGGCGUGGGGCCCCAGUGCUGCUGAGGACAGGCUGGCACAGCUGCAGGAAGCUGUGGGGCUGCAGCCGCAGCUGCCCGAGUUCCACGCGCUCAUGGUGGGGUAUGCGCAGGCGCGUGACCCAGAGGGGUGCCGGGAGGUGUUUGACACGGCCGUGCGCGCUGGGCUGAAGCUGAAUCACCGGACGCUGUGCACGCUGGCACGGACGUAUGCGCUGGCGGGCGACUACGUGCAGGUGGAAACCAUCCUGUACGAGACCAUGCGUCAGCACAAGGUGCGCACGCGCCCGGCUGCGUUUCUACACCUGGUCAACGCCUACUUCAACGGCAACGAGCUCACGCGCAUGGUGGACCUGGUGCUGAACCAGAGCAUCAAGCACGCGCGACGCACGUACCAGCGAUCUGUGAGCCUGCUCGCGCGCACGCAGCAGGUGGAGUGGCUGUGCGAUGUGGUUGCACGCAUGGUGGAGGAGAUGUCCGUGGACAAGCAAGUUGUGAACAUGUGCACGCGUGUCCUGUGCAACACCAACCUGGAUGUUGCUGUGCGGCAGCGACUGCUGGAUACCCUAUGUACUGCCGGCGCUCGCUUCUCACGCGCACACAUGCGCCGGCUCGCAACGGCUGGCGACCUCUCUUUGCCACAGCGCCCAUGACGACAGAAACGAGCUUCUUUUUGUGGAUCAAGUGAAGGAACGUAGGGGUAGGAGAGGAGCACAGGGUGUGUGCUUUGUGUGGGGGGGGGGCUGUGUGUGUGGGUGUGCAUGUGUGUGUUGUGUUGUGUGUGUGUGGCAGUGUGUGUGUGGCAGUGUGUGUUUGACGUGCGUGCGUGUUUGCGUGAUGUACUGUACAUGUGAUUGAGCAGGGAUAUGUGUUUGGUUAGAUUGCGUGAUUCGUGCCAUGCAUGGCGCACGCGGGGCCUGCUUGAUGACACGAUGAUUGCGUGCAUGCACGUGUUCGAAGUUUUGCCACCUGCUGUCAAUGAAGAGCGGCUGGGCUGUUCGUUCUCUGCCGGUACUCGAUUGUGCUUGCCUUCACUGGCCUCUCCGUAAUGCUCGCUGUGUUGCAAAGCUAUUCACUGUAAACGCAUGAGGACAA